Messenger RNA from Rotaria sp. Silwood1, 720 nucleotides. Lineage: Eukaryota; Metazoa; Rotifera; Eurotatoria; Philodinida; Philodinidae. The record is from the annotation of a GenBank genome assembly.
AUGUUUUCAAAUUCUUAUCCAGAUAUUGAUAUUAUUUAUCAUGUUAUUAUUGUUCCUACCAGAGCACGAGCAACAAGAAUUUCUAGUACAACAACUGCUAAUCCAUAUAUUGCAUUAGCUGGUAUUUUGGGAUCAACAAAACACAAAAAUUUGGGUCAAUUAACAACACUUCGAAUAGGUCAUGAUAAUACUGGUUUAAUGCCUCGAUGGAAUAUUGAUCAUAUUGUUGUUCGAAAUCAAUUAACAAACAAUGUUUAUCGAUUUCCAUGUGGACGAUGGUUAGGUAAAGGUGUUGAUGAUGAUAGUUUAGAGCGACUUCUUUUUAUUGAUUCGACAUAUUCAUGUGAAAUGAAUGAUAAUAAUACUAUUGGUUUAUUCGAUUCUGGUUCACCAUCUCAAUUAAUGACAACAAGUUUCAUAAGUGGUGGAUCUCAAGUAAAUUUAUCAGCUUCUGUACGAUCACGAUCAUCUAGUUUACGACGUGUCAAUGAUCAAAGAUUAAUAACACCAAUUUUAUGUGGUGAAGAUGGUUUUGUUAAUGCAUUAGAAAAAACUCUUUCCUAUGGUUUAAAAAAAAAUCAACUGGUAAUGUUCCAUUUUUUGACGGUGGACGAAAACGAUAUGUUUGGGACUUCUUAAGUACAACAUUUAGUUCUUUACUUUUUUCUUUUUGUAAUAUUUUUCUAUUCAGUUAAAGUUUGUGAUGAAUAUGAUGGACGU